CUACCGGUAGCACUCAGCACACUAUUUUACUGGCAUUUCGAAAGGAAGGCUUCCAGGACAAAAACGACUGAAUAUGAAGGCGUGCACUUUCAUUUUGGUGGUAGGUUUCACUGUAGUAUUAGCCUCUCGCGGGCCUGGAGGCAUUGGACCUGGAGGGCCUGGAGGACCGCCUCGCCUUGGUUCGGGGGGCCGUCUUCCACCUCUACCCCCUCCGUUCGGCAGACCUUGUCGGAACCAAACCGGUGGAGGACAUAACGAGACAAUCGUGCAGCCACCAACAAAUGGCAGUAAUACUACAAGCGGGGGUCAAUGAGGAGACCAGUGAAGACCAGCACAUAACGUGUGCUUCUGGUGCGCUUGACAGAUUCUACCAGAAGGUCCAUGUUCAGAGAAAAAUAAA
Molecule: messenger RNA, 400 nt
Organism: Dermacentor silvarum
Lineage: Eukaryota; Metazoa; Arthropoda; Arachnida; Ixodida; Ixodidae
Product: dynamin-like
Exons: 3
Coding region: 74-313 (79 amino acids)
Source: RefSeq, a predicted model, not a curated record